Peronospora farinosa is the source of this 2118-nucleotide messenger RNA. NCBI's taxonomy places the organism in Eukaryota, Oomycota, Peronosporomycetes, Peronosporales, Peronosporaceae. The record is from the annotation of a GenBank genome assembly.
AUGAACGGCGCCGGUGAUGGUCCACAGCGUCGCUACGUGCGCCCCAGUGAUCGACGUCUGGCUGAAGUGGCUGCUCAAGCUGCAGCUCAAAUUGACCUCAACACACUGCAAUAUCGACGUUCGGUAGCUGCCGGCGUUACGACCGAGCGCUCCAGGGACGGCGCUGUCGUUACUGCAACAAGUGUCAUUGAGUGUUCACUUGCAGAGAUGCGUGGUCUAUUGGCGGCACCCACGAACGAUCAUUAUGCCUGCGUGAUGCGAGAACUUGUCGGUCAGGACUUUAUCUAUGGAUCUAUCGUGCACCAUGCCGAGGAGAUCAAGACGUACAAUGUGACGGUCCGGACGGCGACGUUCUUGAAACGCCACAUGCUGGCACGCAAUGAGCAAUGGUGUUACGUCAGUGCUGUCAAGACGCUUCAAGCUCUCGGUAACAAUGAUGUUGACGGGUUCACGAUCGAACUUGCGUCGCUGGAUCCGGAUGAUGUGUUUAAUGGCAAGGCUCAAGCUGCCAGUGUGAUCAACAUCCGGGGCCUCUCGAUUCUCUUUCUCGUCACUGCUGAACCAGGCAGGAUUAUGAAGGGGGGAAGAACGAAGCGAGCUGUCCGGGUCACUUUUUGUGCACAUGUUGCGACUAUCGGUUCAAGCAGACCCUCACGCUUUCGGUGGCUCAACUUAGCGAGGAAUCGCGAAAAAGCCGACGAUGCGUCAAAUGGAGCUGUGCUAUCACGAGUCGUGCAGCUUGCGCAAGUACCAAAGCAGCUUCCGGUUGCAGUGCGUCGACGUCGACUGGACGCACAAGUACUUGCCGAUUUGCGAAAGGUACAGCCCAGUAACUCUCGUUGCGCAUGCUGCACGCGCCGGGUUGGUGUUAUGAGAACUAUCUUCAGUGCAUCAAAGGGAAAAUCGUCGUCGCGAGGUUCCAAGCGCUGCCAAUUGUGCGGGUUUCUUGUCUGUGCUCGUUGUGUCUGCACGGUCGGCACGGGCUCCAUGUCGAGUGAAACGUCCGAGCCUUCCACAACCGGUGUCAAGCACAGCCAAGCCGUGCAUCUUUGUGAACACUGCAUGCAGCGUGUAGAUGACGCUGACUAUGACAGCUACUGUGCUUCAAAUAACAGUUUGUCGCCUUUGGCUAUCCAGCCUGAUAGUCCUGAUACAGAGCCGGUCAGCGCGGCGAUCGCACGUGCACUUUGCCAAACGCUUGGGAACGCUUCUCAAGAAGAAAAACCUGUAGUCAUCCGAGUUAUCAAGCACCUCCUUAGUCCGAAACAGGAAAGAGAACCCAGCAAAUUCCGUGCUGACUCGGUCGAAUUGGCCAAGAGCUUGACCCACUUGGCGAAGAAACAAGGAUUGUCGAAAGAAAUACCCAAACCAAAGACGAAGCAAGGUCCUAAAGUCAUGUCUUACGGUUCAUCAAGUCCGGAAGAUAAGAGCGUUCCCCCGGUAGCAGGCACCUCAGGACGUCAAUAUGUGCUGCAGUAUGCUGACCUGUGCGAAGACAAUGCUGCGGAAGAUGCCGAGGAUACCGAAGACACUGAAGGUGCUGAAGACACUGAAGAAUUCAAAAACGGUGAUGUGGUCAGCAAUCUGGCGCGCCAUCCCGUACCAACUGACGAAGCCCACCGACUGCAAUGGGUUGACAAGCAUCGCAACAUUGUUUCAUGUAUCAUGGGUCUUCCGGAACUGCAUCUACUGUGCGAUCUCGCUCGUGGGGCUCUCAAAUGUGAUGAUGCGCUGGUUUCGAUUAUCGGACACAACGCGGUGCACGUGGUGGCGUCCACCAACCCUGCUUGGCAAGGGUCGCGGAUUCCUCGUGACCAAUCGAUGUGUUGUCACGCCAUCAUGACUGGAGCACCACUUCUUGUUCGUUUCCCCGAAGCUGACAUACGCUUUCAUUCGAUGGACAUUGUGCGUAGCGGAAUACGUUUUUAUUUCGGCUUUCCGGUAAUGAUCAUGUACGGCGAUGGUGGACGUUCAUUUGCCGUCGGGACGUUCUGUUGUGUCAACGCUGGCACAACUCGCGAGGUAUCGGAAUCCCAGUACGCGUUCGUCGCUACUCUCGCCGAAGGUGUGGCGCGUGUCAUGGAGAAGUUUGCUGAAGAGCUAGAUGAAAGCUGUUAA